This is a messenger RNA of Trichogramma pretiosum, 2498 nucleotides long. It is a transcript of the gene Syx5, whose product is annotated as syntaxin-5. Gene Ontology annotation, cellular component: Golgi membrane; endomembrane system; SNARE complex. The record is from RefSeq and is a predicted model, not a curated record. The coding region runs from base 802 to 1965 and encodes 387 amino acids. NCBI's taxonomy places the organism in Eukaryota, Metazoa, Arthropoda, Insecta, Hymenoptera, Trichogrammatidae. The transcript is spliced from 5 exons. Gene Ontology annotation, biological process: intracellular protein transport; vesicle fusion; endoplasmic reticulum to Golgi vesicle-mediated transport. Gene Ontology annotation, molecular function: SNAP receptor activity; SNARE binding.
AUGAAUAAACGAAUUGAAGCUAACACCCCUGUUCAAUGCGGUAUGAUCGACAUUUUUUCAAUAUGCGGGUUCUAGCGACGAAGCGUAAAUGAAAAGGCGUAAAAAGCAAGUGUAAAUUAGUCAUUGGCACGCUAUUGCAAUGCACAAACAUCAAUGAUUUUCACGACUUUGCGUGCAUAAAUUAGUUAAACGUCGUACCAAUUGCAACUGUUGGAAUAUUCAAACGUUGAAAAAUGCAUUACAACGUGCUGUACUCCACUCUAAAUUUUUAACCCGCAGAGUUGCAACAGUUGCCAGCUGCUCUCUACUCGUAAACACGCUGCACAUGCUAAGUGCUAAUGGAUUCGCGAGCCUAAAAACGUCAUAUACUCUGUUAUGACUUUUACAAGUGCAUAUAACAUAAGCGAAGAGAGGUUAGAAAGUAUUUACGACGAUUGAUAUGCGUUGACUAUGCAAGAGCCACCUCAUAGCCCCUAUAGAAUGUCGCUUUGCCAUUGUGCAGGCGGGAAAUUCUGCACUGACUCACGACAACGGUAUAUAGAAGUCGCGCAUUAUAGGCAGCAGUCUAUAUGUUGAGAGCGUCUGUUUCUCUUUGCCUCCCACUCCGCGGACAGCAGCUGCCAGUUUUGUACUAUCGAGUCGCGAUUGCUUACUGCUCGCAGGCUGGCGUGUCUGUCAUGUGGAGACGUGUCCCAAAAUCGCCAAAGAAUUUCGAGUGUCACCACCUGCGACAUCAACAAUCACGACUCGGACUGAGACAGGCAGACCAGCUGGAACGAGGAUGUUGCCGAGCCAACAGCAAUGUCAGCAAGACGUCGCCGCAUAGGCAGUCACGAAUACUCCAACAGCAGCUCCAACCAACAAUUCAAUAACAGCAACAGCAGCAACAAUCUGCAACAGACUGGAUACUUCCUCGGUGCCCACGACAAUGCCCCAGUCCCACUGACAGCCAGCCGCUCGAAUCCUGGACUAGCGAACGGCGCCGGUGCCCAGGACGAAGCUCUCCAGCCCACGAGGAUGACGUCGCGCGAUCGCACCCACGAGUUCGGCCAUGCGGUGCGCAGCCUGCAGAGCAGCACGGCCCAGGCCGUGGCUGCCUCCAUCAGGCAGUCCAGCGCGGUGCCCAGGCAGGCCAAGUAUCUGCAGGAUUACAAUAAUUUUAUGCAGUUCGCCAAGGGCAUUGGCAAAAAUGUCGUCAGUACUUGUGCCAAACUUGAAAAACUCACGCUUUUGGCCAAGAAGAAAUCAAUUUUUGAUGAUAGACAAAUGGAGAUAGAGGAAUUGACUACAAUCAUCAAGACAGAUCUUAGUAGUUUGAAUCAACAAAUUGCUAAAUUGCAGGACUUCAAUAGGAAGCAAAGAGAAAACUUUGAAUCUGCAAAAGGUCAUCAUAUAGCAUCACAUUCUUCAUCAGUGGUUGUGGUUUUACAGUCUAAACUUGCCAAUAUGUCAAACAAUUUCAAAAAUCUCUUAGAGAUCCGUUCCGAAAAAAUGCGAGAAGAGCAAAGUAGAAGAGAACAAUUUUCACAUGGACAUAUAUCAACUAUGAUGCCUCCUAGUGCAGUAGCAGGGCAACAAGGUUCUUUACUACUACAGGAACAAGAUUCUGGUGCUUCCGUUAGUAUAGACCUUGAACCUGCAAUGGGUCAAUUAAGUUUACAAAGAGCAGUUUAUGAUGACACUGACUCUUACAUUCAAGCUCGUGCUGAAACAAUGCAAAACAUAGAAUCUACUAUUGUGGAGCUAGGUGGAAUUUUCCAGCAAUUGGCACAUAUGAUAAAAGAACAAGAGGAAAUGGUCGAGAGAAUUGACUCUAAUGUUGAAGUUACAGAAUUGAAUGUGGCAGCCGGACACACAGAAAUUUUGAAAUAUUUUCGAUCUGUUAGUAGAAAUCGAGGGCUAAUGAUAAAAAUAUUUGCAUUUCUAAUAUUUUUUUUGGUCUUUUUUGUCGUUUUCUUAGCGUAAAAAUAAGAAAACGUUUGGGUGUGUGCAAACUAAAUGGUAAAUGCUUUUUUGCCUACAUAAAGUUUUUAUAAGCAUACAGAAUUACAUCGAAACAUAAAUAAAUUUUUGCACAUUAUCAUCUUCGGGGCAAUCGAGCUAGUUUUAAUUAUAAAAUAUUAUGUAACUAUGAAAAUAUUAUAAAGAAUGUUUCAAAUCGUGCGUAAAAUGUCAACCAUCUCGAAUUCGAAGGUAACAAACUUGUAAACUUCGAAGUGUUUUUUUUAACUUUACGAGAUGUAAAUACGAUUUUUCGUGAUUUCUCGAACAUUGAAGGACAAUAUAUUUACUUUAAAAACGCAAAUCUUUAAGCUGGAGUAACACGAAAAAUAAAGUUAUGCUAAUGGCAUUCCUUAGACUUUUUAAUAAGAAAUACUUAUUUGUAUAAUAUAAAUAUUGUAAAAAAAACAAAAAUAUAUUAAACGUGUAAUUUCCAGUAUGUUGUUAUGCGAGAAAAAGAAAAAACAUGUUAAUAAUAAAUUACAAUUUUAUUUAAA